AUGGCCAGCUCUCUUCCCGAAAGUAUUCCAGAAACUCAUCCCGCUGUGGUUAUUGUCGCUGCUAGGGCUCCUCUCGAAAUUCUCAAUCAGCAGACUGAGGCGCCUGGUGCAGGCGAGGUUCUUGUUCAUGUCGAAUGGACUUCCUCCACUCCUCUGGACCUCCAUCAGGCUGAUGGUGGGCUAUUAGUGAAGCCGCCCCAGGUUAUGGGCUCUUCGUUUGGCGGCACUGUCGCGGCCGUCGGUCCUAUCGAUCCCGCCAAUCCAGAUUCCCACAACCCCAAGCUACAGGUGGGCGACAAAGUAUUCGGAUUCGCCUUUCGUAAUGCUAGGGAGAAAAGCCACCAGACUUACUCGACAACCUCAACUUAUUUAUGCAGCCGCCUGCCAGCAAAUCUCACUCUUGAACAAGCUGUUGCUGUACCCGCGAAUCUAGUCACGGCCUUUCACACCAUUACAGCAGACCUUGAGCUGCCGCUCCCGUGGCCGGUCCAGGAACCAAGCAAAGAGAGCCGUAAUGCUCCUAUCCUUCUAUGGGGAGCAGCAAGUAGCGUCGGGGAUUAUGCGCUGCAAGUCCUUCACCAUUGGGGCUAUGAGAAUGUGCUUGCUGUUGCAAGUGGAAGACACCACGAACGACUCAAGGCGCUGGGUGCCAAGGCGACUUUCGAUUACAAUGAUUCGAAUGUGGUAGAACAAAUCCUUAGUUUUGCUGGCACGAUCUCAGAUGCUGAACCUCGAAUUCCCUAUAUCUUGGACUGUAUUGGCUCGCUGGAAAGCACAUUGCGGCCACUCACCAAGAUUGCGGAACCAGGAGCCAAAGUGGCCGUUAUGCUGCCUGUUAUAAACGUCCAUGCGACUAAAGAUACGCCACCAGAAUACGAAAUGGACGUUUCCAAGUCGCUGCCAGACGAGUGGAGGGAAGGUGUCAAGGUUAUGGGAACGCGAACACAUUUUUACCUGCGCAACGAAGUCUUCAAGGAGCUUUUACAAUCUGAGAUUGUGCCAACUUUACUGGAAAAGGGCAUUAUCCAGCCAAACAAAAUCCGUAUAGUGGAAGGCAAGACGUUGCUGGAACGAGCUGAGAAUGCUUUGAGCUUGUUAAGGGAUCAAGCUCCGAGUGGAGAGAAACUGGUCUGGAGAGUUGCGGAUGAGAAUGAGUAA
Molecule: messenger RNA, 1158 nt
Organism: Trichoderma atroviride IMI 206040
Lineage: Eukaryota; Fungi; Ascomycota; Sordariomycetes; Hypocreales; Hypocreaceae
Molecular function (GO): oxidoreductase activity, acting on NAD(P)H
Source: RefSeq, a predicted model, not a curated record